ACUGAGGCUUCUCUCUCUGUCUCUCUCUCUCCUGCGCGGGGACAACACCAACAGCACCAAUAAUCACUCUGCACGAAUUAAGAUCUAAAAAUGGAAGACGAUAUCGCUGCACUGGUUGUUGACAAUGGCUCCGGUAUGUGCAAGGCCGGUUUUGCUGGAGAUGAUGCCCCUCGUGCUGUCUUUCCAUCCAUCGUUGGUCGCCCAAGACAUCAGGGUGUGAUGGUUGGUAUGGGACAGAAGGACAGCUACGUAGGUGAUGAAGCCCAGAGUAAAAGGGGUAUCCUGACCCUUAAAUACCCCAUUGAGCACGGUAUUGUCACCAACUGGGACGACAUGGAAAAAAUCUGGCAUCACACUUUCUACAAUGAGUUGAGAGUCGCCCCUGAAGAACACCCAGUCCUGCUCACAGAAGCCCCCCUGAACCCCAAAGCCAACAGAGAAAAGAUGACACAGAUCAUGUUUGAGACCUUCAAUACCCCAGCCAUGUAUGUUGCCAUCCAGGCUGUGCUGUCCCUGUAUGCCUCUGGUAGAACCACUGGUAUCGUGAUGGACUCUGGUGAUGGUGUCACCCACACUGUGCCCAUCUACGAGGGUUACGCCCUGCCCCACGCUAUCUUGCGUUUGGAUUUGGCAGGUCGUGAUCUGACAGACUACCUCAUGAAGAUCCUGACCGAGAGAGGCUACUCUUUCACCACCACAGCUGAGAGAGAAAUUGUCCGUGAUAUCAAGGAGAAACUCUGCUACGUUGCACUGGACUUUGAGCAAGAGAUGAUGACCGCCUCCUCCUCCUCCUCCCUGGAGAAGAGCUAUGAGCUGCCUGAUGGCCAGGUGAUCACCAUUGGCAAUGAGCGAUUCAGGUGCCCUGAGGCUCUCUUCCAGCCAUCUUUCCUAGGUAUGGAAUCUUGCGGUAUCCAUGAAACAACCUUCAACUCCAUCAUGAAGUGCGAUGUGGAUAUCAGGAAGGACCUGUAUGCCAACACUGUCCUGUCUGGUGGUACCACCAUGUACCCAGGUAUUGCUGACCGUAUGCAGAAGGAGAUCACAGCCCUGGCUCCCAGCACCAUGAAGAUCAAGAUCAUUGCUCCACCUGAGCGUAAAUACUCAGUCUGGAUCGGAGGCUCCAUCCUGGCUUCCCUGUCCACCUUCCAGCAGAUGUGGAUCAGCAAACAGGAGUACGAUGAGUCUGGACCUUCCAUCGUCCACCGCAAAUGCUUCUAAACGGACUGUAACUGUCACACAAAGAUCACGCGAGAUGAAUUGGCAUGGCUUUAGUGCUUGUCUCAGGAAUAAAAACUGGAACAGUG
Callorhinchus milii (elephant shark) is the source of this 1304-nucleotide messenger RNA. RefSeq names its product actin beta (gene actb). The record is from RefSeq and is marked provisional. NCBI's taxonomy places the organism in Eukaryota, Metazoa, Chordata, Chondrichthyes, Chimaeriformes, Callorhinchidae.